AUGGCACCCUUUGAAGGAUAUUAUCAUGCGAAAUUCUUACACAAAAUACACUUAAAUGUGAGUAANGCAUCGUCACNGGUNCAGCUAACAGCUGGACCCACAGACCAAAUGGCACAUAAGCAACUACUUGAACACAGCUGGGAGCACUCUAGCAAGAAGCUCAAAGGACAGAGAAGUGUGUGCAGAGGUCUGAAGCCUGCCCGGAAUCUCCUGGAGCAGCAGUCACAGAAGGUUGUGAGCUGCUCUAUUUCAGAGGCUGCAGUUCAAGACACCAACUCUUUUCUUUCUCCACUUUUCCUGACACCAUUGCCAAUAGUCCCUGAGGGCGCAGCUGGUGCCACAGUCACAUCUGUCAGAAGAAACCAUGGCCAAGGCAGCAGUGACCAAGCGCCAUCAUUCUAUGAUUCAGAAGCUGUUAAUUCUACUGAGCUGUGGAUACACCAAGCUGUUGGCUG
Molecule: messenger RNA, 455 nt
Organism: Mus caroli (Ryukyu mouse)
Lineage: Eukaryota; Metazoa; Chordata; Mammalia; Rodentia; Muridae
Source: RefSeq, a predicted model, not a curated record